AAAUUAUAGAAUAAUUUAGCUUGCAGUAUCGAUGCGGUAGGUCGUAAAAGAUUGGUCGGCCGUCAAAAUAUUAUUAAGUACGCUCAAUCGAGGCGAGAGAAGCAUAAACGACGUUGUCGUCUGCGUCAGGCGCACAAUUACCGUCGUCGUUUUAAGCGUCGUGUCGAUGAUAGUCAAAACGAGCAUCCGGACGCGGCAUCAGAGAUGGAAGAAAACAAGACAAGUGCAAGAUGAGCAACCAGACGAAGCUGUUUAAAAAAAGAUACAAAAAACGGAGGAAAGAGCGCGUGGAAGAGCGCAAUCUUGUUGGAUGCUGAUAAUUGGUGGCUUCUAGAAUGAAAUAGAGAAAAUGGGGGAGUUUACGUUAAAUCAAACAAAGUCAGAAAACGUUUAUUAUUACUUUUAUUUUUUCAAAUAUAUUUUUUAGUAAAAAAUGGCAAAUUGCCAUUAUAUUUAUAUUAAUUUUUUCCAUUUUACAAAUAAAAUUAGGAAUCUCCUAUAAUUAUAUUAUAAAUCUGUCAUACAUUGCGAAAGAUCUAUAUCAUACUUCUUAACAAAUAGCUUUUUUCAUAAUUAUAAUAAAUGAAUUCGAAUGAAUAUGAAUUCGAUUUCCGAUUGACUCAUGAAUCUUUAGACAUUAUGACUGUUAAGCACGCUAUUGCUCGGACAUCACGGUCCAUCUCGAAUAACAUAUUAAUUUUGUGAAUUACCGCUUAUCUCUUCUGACAUAAUCAAUUUGACGAAUAAUCUUGUCGCAAAGAUACCCGCCGUUUCCGACACACAUAGCUCACACGUCCGACUGGCGCAUCCUCCUUCCGAAAAGGCUCACAUUCCGACACGUCCAUCCCUAAACGUCGACCAACCCGGAUACUCUUCCAGGAACAGCUGCAUUGGCGCGAGCGACAAGCCGAAAAAACGACGCCGUGAACAGUAUCAGGAAAAAAUCGCGCGGGUUCAAAAGAGAAACGAGAAGGAAAGGUAAAAAAAAAAAACAAAAUGCAGGUGUCAUAACUAACUGUGAGUGCAACGAACUAGCCGGAUGGUGAAAUGAUGUAGGCACAGGGGACAUUUCUUUACCGUCGCUGUGUUAAUUGCCACUUUUAUCCACAAAGCCGUUCGCUCGCGGGUUUCGAGGACAUCGAAACGGUCCCCGCUGGAUCGAUCGCAGAUCCCACCAGGUCGGUUUAUACGACUUGGUUGCAUUGUGAGACUAUCGACGUGCCUCCCUCUCCCUUGCCUUUUCUCCUCAUCUCUCUUUCUUUCUUUCUUGCCCUUCUCACUAACCCCCUGGCGCUGCUCCUGGUCCCACUGUGCACCAGAAUGUGCCUCCGACCUUACCAAACUAGACGCCAGACUGGUUUUUGCCCAAUUUAGAUCCCCCAUUGUUCGGUCCGCGCUGGAACGAAAAUAAAGGAACCACUAACCGCGUCCUAUUCACGUACGUUGCAUAGGAAAACACCGGCAGUGCCAACGAACACGCUCGGCCCCGUGUCAAAUUGGUAUAUGUUGGCGAGAUAGGUGCAAGGUCAUGCCAGAAGUGAGUGCGGGCGGGUCUAGAUGGUUUCUUACUUCGCGAAAUAAAUUUUCUGCUGUUUACUGCGCAGACAGAAUUUUUUAUCACACUUCAACUCAAGGUAGCCAUUAAUAUUUUGCAUGACUAGUUCCCCACUCUCCAAACCGAGAUGUAGGUCUUGGCUGAAUUUGAUAUUUUAGAGAAUCAAGCUUUAGUUGCACGAAUCGUCCAUCAGCUUAACUGCAACGAAACAGAAGUGUUAGCGCGACAUUUUAAGGCAUUGAUAAGAAGUUGAAGUGUAGAUCGAUAUGUUCCAAGGGUUGCGUACAGUUGGUUCAUUGUGCUUUCUCUGUUCCUCUCGAAGUACGCUGAAAUGCGAUGAAAGGAGCUCUAUGAGCAACCAGGUGUAGAUGGCCUCCAGGUGUUUCUUAGUGUUCGUCAAGACAGCCCUUUUGGUAUUAUCUUCUCUCGAUUAUUUUUGUAUACGAAAGUAUCCCGAUGUUUUUAUAUUAAACUUAUUGCAGAAAUUAUUUGUUUGGUCUAUAUUUAAUAAAUAUAAUAAACAAAUAUCUUAGACAUUAAAAAAAAAUAUAUAUAUACAUAUAUCGAUCAAGAAUCAAACUAUAAUUCUCCGCUAAUAUGUAAGAAUAAUAAUAAUAUAAUUAAUUCUUCGGAUUUUAAUUGUCCAUUAAAUUAAAAGAAAAUUAACGAUAGGCCCGAAGAUUAAAUUAACUCUAUUCAAAAACAGAAUAUAGAUCCACAUUCCCCUGUGUGCAUUCCCAGAAAUGAUCUACAAGUAAAAUGUGCGUUCUUUUUCUAAGUGGCUUGAAUAAUUUAAUGAGAAUCCAUUGCAGCAAAAGGAAUAGUUACUUUGUCGGUGCACCGGGUCCUCAUUAUAUGGCACGUAACGGAACUUAAUCUCUCUCUGUUUCUACAGUCACCAGGUAUUUUCUAUGUGAGAUGUGUUAUGCGUAGCACCAGCCAUUGCUACGAAGAUUAAAGGACUCACUAUCUAAUUCUCCUUGUCUUAAUUAUCUUAUGAGACGCGAUACUCCUAAUAAUGAAAAACGAAAUUUCUCCAUAUUUCUUGAUAUAAUAAUAAAAUUUAAAAAAAAAUUUUUUUUUCUAGUUGUAUUUUACAAUGUUGUAUAUUUAUAUUAUAUCUCAAUUCCGUUAAGCGCUGAAGAUGACUUAAAGGAAAGUCGAAACGUUUGUAACGCGUGUAGUUUAAUUAAAUUGUAACAUAACGGAAAAUUAUUAAAUUGUCGUUGUUUUUCCGCACCGAUAACUGCACUGACUCCUUAUGGCCGUAUUUUUUGCGUUUAAAAUGUAGUUUUUUUUUUUAUUAUUAAAAAGACAACGCAAAAAAAUAUGGACGCGAUUCUAAAGUUAAUUAUUUGUAAAUACAAUAUUUCAUCGCGUGAUUAACACUAAAAAAUAAAUAAUAAGAUGAUAAUUUAUAAAAGUAAAUGAUAAGAAGAUACUUUCUAGGUUUUUUUUUAUUUGAAUUUGAAUUGAUUAUUAAUCGUCUUUUCGGAUUUAUAGCCGUGGAACAGCAUAAAACACAGUAACUCGUUUGGCGGCGAUAAUGGUCAUUGAUUCAUAUGUCAUCUGGCUGCAGUAUGCGUCACUGCGUUACUGCAGUUAUAUAGAAACGGGUGGCGUUAGAUGCAUCACUGGUUCGUCACGCGGGAUAAUUCUGCGCAAGCUGCUCGAAUAACCGAAUGACGAGUAUGAAAAGUCUCCUAAUCAUCAACGAACGCGGACGCAGCGUUAGUCAUUCACAGAUCAAAACAGAAUAAUUUUCUUGACCAUUUAUAGUGUUUUCUUAAUUUCAGGUCAAAGAACUUGAAUUAUCCUCAUGUACGGUGUACGAUAAAAAUUACACGUAUCUAGAUACAUACAAAAUCUCGUAACUUCUUAAUAAUUUUAAAAGAAUAUAAUUAUUUGUUUGAUUAAUUUAAGCGAGAUUAUCGUCGAAAAAUCAAAUGUACAUUUAAAUCAAUCAAUAACUCGACGCACAUUGGAUUCUUUAACCCUAUACCUUUGAUACAGAUCGCCUUGUCCUUACUACUACGAAUUCCGAUCACGUAUAGACAGUGCAACGACAUACUUUCCUCCGGAAAUUCGAACACAAGUGAAGCUAACAGAAAUACAGACUUAAUUAAAUAUUAUGUCUAUACCUUGCACGCUCCGUUAGCGGCUCCUUCACGGCCAUGUCGUAAAAUGUAUACUUUAGUAUAAAAGAAGCGAUCAAAGUACUUCGGAAUUCCAAAAUGAAGGAACCUUCCGUCAUAAAUUUCAGAAAUUAGCGAGGGCUCUUUUCUAAUCUGCCGACAUGCUUGGCGCUUUACACCGUUGGCGAUAACGAUGUCUGAUGUUCUGGAAGGGAUUGCAAGACUAAUUCUCUGUAUUUAACGAAGAAAUGAUUAUUUAAAAACUAUAAUAAUUAUGCGCGUAAUUAAACAACUUGUAAUGUAGCAAUCAUUUAUUCCAGUACUCUUUAUUUCUAAGUUUUGGCUUUACAAUAUUAGCUAAAAGUUAUCAAAACUUAAAAAUCAUUUUAUUUUGAAAAAUAACUCAAAUUUCACUCAGAAUUUUAUUACAGAUAUUCAAAAGUAAUAAUAGAACGAUCUAUGAUUUAAAAUAUUUUGGUAAAUCUUCUUUAAGAUGUGACACAUACAACCAAUAAAAUAAUUUGUAGCUGCAUGCGUACCAUAAAUUAAAGUAUUUGAUCCAACUUAAAAAAAAAAAGAAGAUAUUGUUUCAACCAUUACGGAUACGUCUACAAUCAAAUUUUAAAAUGCUAUUAUUUCAUUUUUUCUACUCGUACUCAUUAUUUUAUUGGUUCACUUGGCAGCAAGAGUGGAAGAUUCUAUUUCCAGCAUUUUCGAUAUAGACACGUAGGACACCUCACGUGCAAACGUUCGACACAGAAGAUAGCUACAGCCCUGCCACUAACAAUAAGUCCGAGCCCUGUAAAGGGCCUGGUGAGCGCCGAUCCCACUCCUGGGCCAGACCCGUGCUGGAGCCUCUCGCCCAUUCCAUUCCAGACCCGUGUAGUCGUUUCUCGCGUGCAUCGCCCGCCGGAGGAAGCAUUCCAUUCAUGUCUCGGAGCGCGCAACACGCUCGUCGCAGCGCCGCGUGAAAAAGAGAGAGAAAGAGAGAGAGAGAGAGAGAAAAGGCCACACGAAAAAGUAGCCCCGCCGUGAAGAGAAGCGUUGGGUCCUCUUCGCUACCUGGCGCUACAUCGCCUUCAACAACAACAACGACGACGCCGCCGCCGCCGCCGACGACGACGACGGGUCGUGAUGACGAUCGACGGUUUCGCCAGGAACGUCAGCCACUCGCCCCGCGAACGCGUCCAACGCCAAACACGUGGUCCUGCGUUACUAUCUGGGCGUCGCACCGAGCGCAUCCGGGGAUGCAGUGAAGCUGCACUGGUAGAAGUCGAGAUGUUGUGAUGGCUGGUAGAUCACGACGUUCGAGCACAGAGCUCGAACCAGAUUUAUCGACGCCAACUGCUCCGAAGAAACCCAAGCAAUCCGAAACCUCAUCCGAAUCGUCUGGAGAGGAGCAUUUAACGGAAGUGGAAAGUAGUAUCGAAACACCAACCGCGAGUGAGAUAUCUUUACAGGCGGAGGUUGUGGUCGUCCAAGAAGGAGACAAACAGCUCUCAGAUGUUACUGAACAGGCAGGAACAUUAAAGCAAUCAGUUUUGAUCAGUGAAACGUCCCCGGAGUCGACCAACCAAUCAUCCAAAACGGACACGGGUCUUUCUAGACGAGAGAGCGGCACCGCAUCGACCUCUACAGAAGCGGUUCCGAGCACCUCGAGAGAAGAGCAACUCGGCCCCCUGAAAUCUAUUCUAAUGAAGUACAGCGAUCAAGGCGAGCUCUCUGGUCCUUCCAGAAGAAGACCAGAGGAGACGACGGUACAAAGUUUUUUGCUGCGCGAUCAUGCGUCGUACGAGGAUCUGUCCCUUAUCGGGAACGGCGCUUACGGGACGGUGUACAAAGCUAAAGAUAAAACUAGCGGUCAAAUCGUAGCGCUUAAGAAAGUUAGGGUACUUUUGACGGAUGAUGGCCUGCCUAAUUUCACGGUGAGGGAGAUUUCUACCCUAAAGUCGCUCGAACAAUAUGAACACCCACAUAUUGUCAGAUUGUUGGAUGUCUGCCAAGGAGAUUAUUUACAAUUACCAUCGGGAGACGGUACACGUUCCGAAAGGCUGAACCAUGGUCUCACCCUCUGGUUGGUGUUCGAACACGUGGAAAGAGAUCUCGCUUCGUACAUAGCGCAGUGUCGGAGUAGCAUACCGCGAUCUGGCAUUUCACCGUAUCUCGUGAGACAAAUGUCAAAAGAGAUACUUUGCGGAGUAGAAUUCCUACAUAGCCAUAGAAUAAUACACAGGGACUUGAAGCCGCAGAAUCUUUUGGUAACACGCGAAGGGAGAAUCAAAAUCGCGGAUUUCGGUCUGGCCAAGACCUACGAUUUUGAGAUGAGAUUAACUUCCGUGGUAGUAACCCAAUGGUAUCGAGCACCUGAAGUACUCUUAGGAUGUUCCUAUGCCACUCCUGUAGAUGUUUGGUCUGUCGGAUGCAUAUUAGCAGAACUUUGCAAGUUGGAACCAUUGUUCCCAGGCACCAGUGAAGGCGAUCAACUGGACAGGAUUUUCCAAGUUUUGGGUACUCCGUCACAGCAAGCGUGGCCAGAGAAUGUAUCACUUAGUUGGACAGCUUUCCCACACAGACAACCCAAACCUCUCGGUGCAAUAAUACCAGAUCUCAAUGAACACGGAUUAGACUUAGUAAGGAAUAUGCUCAUGUUUGAUCCUCAUAGUCGUAUAACUGCAGCUCAAGCCGUAAGACACCGAUAUUUUUCCGAAGAGAGCGUACAAUGACUAUUUUAUAAGUUAUCUAGAUUUAUUGCUGGAUUAACUGGCAAACACAGACUGACGUAAUUAUAUUCAGAAUAUGACUUUGAGCAUAUGCUAUAACAGUAGAGAUCCUAUAAUCAGAGACUGGCCAUGACUGCCUGUGGUUUUGACAGAAUUCUGCGAGAGAGAAGGAUAUAUAUUACUAACUCUUUUUUUCUCUUUCUCUUCUAUUUUUUUUUCUUAUCCCUUUUACUAUCUCUUUCAUUCGAGAAUUGCCAAAAGUGACUAAUCUUUGAUCAGAGGGUCUCUGUACAACAGUAUGAAUUAUUAUAUUAUAUAUGUAGAAUUACUAAUAACAUGUUGAUUUAAAUGUUGAUUUAAAUAUCUAAUAAAGGCGCGCAUAGACUUGUUGCGUAUCCGUGUAUUGUAUCAAAAUUUUGAUACAAUGAUAAAUAAUAAAAAAAUAUAUGUAUAGCGUAUCAUGAGAUGCAUCAAUAUGCAAAUACGUAGCAUAUCUAUAUCCCCUUUAAUCCGAGUAUUAAGAAUCGCUUGUGCCUAUAAAUGUUAAAAUAACUAUAAAUUCAAUUAGUAUUUAAAUUUGUUAUAUCAUAUUUAAUAUACAUAUGAAAUAGUAGUCAUACGUAUCUCUUAUUUUUACACAACUGUCCUUACGUAACUAAGUUAUUAACAGUAAAUAUAAUCAACCUCUAACAGUUUGCGAAAUAAACUUAUAAUAUUUAAGUUAAUUUAUCUUAGGUUUACUUUAAUGUACGAUGUGAAAAGCGAUUAUUAUUAUUUUUGAUAUGUUAUUUAUUUACGUAAUAUCUUAAUGUUUCAGUCAGACGUUUUUCUAUAAUGACAUGAAUUAUAUUGCUUAUAACUUUUUUUUAAGGUCACAACAGUUAUUACUUUUUUAGCAAUUAGUAAUUAAUUACAUUAACACGAUACAUUAUAGUUACAUAAGAUUUAUGUAGUUGCGGCAAAUCCUAUUAAAUAUAAAAGCGUAUGUGUAAAUUGUAUAGUUGAUGCACAUAUUUACUAACUUAGUUUUUAAAACUAGUGUAAAAAAGUGUAAGACAGUACUACGUAUAUUUUUUUAUAAGUAGAAUUAUUUUUCUAAGACUGGGGCCUUGUGACCCAUUAGGAAAGAAAGGAAUGAUUUAAGGAUCUUCCGAAAAAAACCAGAAAGCGCACUGCCAUACUUUGUAAGUACUACGAUUGCAAUCAAUAGCGUAUUUUUUAUUAAUGUACAAUAUCGACGAUACGUGUAUAAAGCAAUAAGUGACAAUAUUUAUAUGCCUCUUAGGUGCAUUAUUGUAUUAAGACAUUGAGAAAUGGAUAAGCGCAUUAUUAAGAGAAGACUGUCAUAUGAAAUAAAAAUUUUAUAGUUUUAUA
Molecule: messenger RNA, 7784 nt
Organism: Monomorium pharaonis (pharaoh ant)
Lineage: Eukaryota; Metazoa; Arthropoda; Insecta; Hymenoptera; Formicidae
Product: cyclin-dependent kinase 4
Exons: 5
Coding region: 4977-6413 (478 amino acids)
Biological process (GO): protein phosphorylation; G1/S transition of mitotic cell cycle; regulation of gene expression
Cellular component (GO): cyclin-dependent protein kinase holoenzyme complex; cytoplasm; nucleus
Molecular function (GO): cyclin binding; ATP binding; cyclin-dependent protein serine/threonine kinase activity
Source: RefSeq, a predicted model, not a curated record